Anisakis simplex (herring worm) is the source of this 1326-nucleotide messenger RNA. The record is from the annotation of a GenBank genome assembly. Lineage: Eukaryota; Metazoa; Nematoda; Chromadorea; Rhabditida; Anisakidae.
AUGAAUGAAGUUAAGGUGCGAAAGGUGAUUGAUGGCAUGAACAAACCAGAGCUGUGUCGUGCGGAUAUGGACGUGAUCGAUGAGAUCAACACACUCUUUCCGACCGAACAGUCAUUGUCACAGUUGGACACAGUAAUGCAGUCAAUCGAAAAUGAACUCGUCUCGUUGGAUUGUGAGUUAGCCGAUUUGGUGGAGACACAUGGCACGGCACGUGAUGACGGUGAUAGAGCUCUUGCACAUGCUGCGAUGAGUGAGCUUGAGCAACGUAUCGAAGCCAUUCAUCUGAAGACGCAAUCCUCAGAGACAGUCGUACAAGAGAUGACUCGGGAUAUAAAACAGCUUGAUGUUGCUAAACGUAAUCUUACGGCAUCCAUCAAAACACUUCACCAUUUGCAUAUUCUGCUUACUGGUGUUCACUCUCUUGGUACAUGGAUUGAACAGCGUCGAUAUGGAGAUAUAGCAUCGCAGUUACCUGCCGUCUUAAAUGUAUUGCAGCUUUUCAAUUCAUACAUGGAUGUGGAACAGAUUAAGAAUAUUUCUGAACAAUUGGAACGUUUAAAGCAAAAACUCGCGAUCCAACUCGUUACCGAUCUCAAACACACUUUCCAGGCUGGCUCGUUGAAUUCAUCCGUAACGGAUAUGUGCCGAGUUGCAUCGUCGUUGGAUAACGGUGUGCGAUCGGACUUUUGCAAAUGGUUUAUUGAGCAUCAACUGUCCGAAUAUGCAGUUUUGUAUGGGGAAAGUGAGAGUAUUGCAUGGAUUGACAAAAUUGAUAUGAGGUAUCGUUGGUUUGUUCAGAAACUGACUGAAUUUGAACGCUCCGGAAUGGCGAAGAUAUUCCCACCGGACUGGGAAAUGGGCAGACGACUUACACUUGAAUACUGCAAUAUGACAAGGGAAAUGUUGGAGAGAAUGAUGCGUCGAAGACGCGCUGAAUUGGAAUUCAAAGUUUUAGCGCAUGCUAUUAAUCACACAAUUAUGUUCGAAAGUUUGUUAUGCAAACGAUUUCCAGCUAAGGAAGGAUUCAAUUUUGAUAAGAUAAUCUGGCGUGUAUUUGACAAUUAUAUGGAUGUGUUGGUCGUUGCUCAGAAGAAGAAUCUUGACAAUUUCAUCGAAGGUUGCAUAACGAAGAUACGGAACGGCACUGAACGACCCACAAGAGAGUCCGCACCGAGCGCAUAUCCACUGCCAUCAUCGGCUGAUAUGUUUCUGUUGUUGAAGAAAAUCAUCGCGGAAUCGUCAAAACUCAGUUCCAAUCCUAGCGUGCUUCUUAAGUUCGUUUUUUUCUUUUUUUCUAUGUUACCACGCUUCAUCAUUUCGAUAUUU